AUGUCAUCGGGAGAUCCACCUCGACCACCCCCAGUUGACAAGGGGAAAGCCUCCAUUGGUGGCCCAUCUUCUGCCGUUGGUCAACAGUCUGCACCAUCCCUAGUUACAGGUGAUAUAGUUGCCCCACAGCCUAUGGUUGAUGCUAAUUUAGAUGCAGAACCUGACCCUCCUCUACAGGACCUUCCGAUGAUUGAACCUGUCGAUCGAGGGUUUGUUCCAUCUAGAGUUGCUUCACAGGCUAUCAUAAAGAUAAUCAAGCAACAAUUUCUUAAUCCUUGGCCAUCAUGGGGAUCAAUACCUGAAAAAGAUAAGGAAAUUUUUUGGCAACGUUUCAAGUGGGCACCAGAGCAUGAAAUUGCCAUUAAGAGAAAUUUCAACAGCAGAGCUUCCCAUCGUCUAUCUAAGCUAUUUAGAUAUGCUAGAAUGGCUAGAGAAAGGCCAGAAUGGAUUCCUAAUGAUGUGUGGACAAGGCUGUUAGAACAUUGGAAUUCUCCAAGUUAUUGGAGCAAAUGUAUUACAACAAAAAAGAAUAGGGCUUCUGAAAUAGGUGGGACCCUACACACAGGUGGAUCCAUUACCACUUACGAGCAUGACCUUCGUAUGGCACGUGAGUUGGGACGCCAUGUGUUUCUUGAUGAAGUCUUUCAACAGACACAUAUCCGGAAGGGUACUGGCGAGUAUGUGGAUGAGAGGUCUAGGAAGACAAAUGAAGAAUUUCAAACUAGGCUUUCUCAAGUUAGAUCUGAGGUUUCCUCAUGUGCUGAUAGAACACAAGAGCAGUCCUCUGUUGAUCCUACACAGGACGAGAAUAUCAGGACUAGGUGUUGGAUUGAGAUAGUAGGAGGGAAAAAGAAAGGAAGACUUUAUGGGGCUGGUCAACUUGUUUCAAAAUAUACAGGUCCAAAUGAAAGCUUGAACCAAGUACCAACUUCUUCCUCUUCUAAUACUGAGGACCUCACUAAUAUUAGGCAGCAACUUUCACGCAGCCUAGAGGAAAAUGAGCAAUUGAGGUCUGAGUUUCGAUCCUUUCAGUCACUAGUCCUGCAAUAUCUCCCUCCUGAUGCUUAG
This is a messenger RNA of Vigna unguiculata (cowpea), 1068 nucleotides long. NCBI's taxonomy places the organism in Eukaryota, Viridiplantae, Streptophyta, Magnoliopsida, Fabales, Fabaceae. The record is from RefSeq and is a predicted model, not a curated record.